GAAAGGGAGGAGAAAGAGGGAGGAGUGUUCAUGGAUCUGACGCAGUGUGAGGGGCCGCCUCACAUCCACUCCCCGCUCCCAGGAAGACACAGAGCGGCUCGGAAAGCCCCCAGAAUCACGGCGCUAUACCCGGGGAGAGACCUCCAGAGACCCGGGGGGAGACCUGCAGAUACCCGGGGAGAGAGCUCCUAAAACCCGGGGGGAGAGCGCCUAAAACCCGGGGAGAGAGCUCCAGAGGACGGCGCGUUGUUGUUGCGAUGAGGCCGCCGCAGGAGGACUCUGGUCUGGGAUUAAACCCGGAUGUGUAGCCGCCUGGCUGGGUCUCAUUGUGCACCGAGUGUCGCAGGAGCAGAGGAUGCCUCCGCGGCCGCGCUCACUGCUCCUGCUGCCGCCCGAAAGCUGCCUCGGCCCCCCCCAGGAAGUCUCUUUUGUCUCCGCUGUGGCGGAGGCUCGGCUGCGGAUUUGUGAAGCACUCUGUGCACCAUGCUGCCAUGAAAACUCUCCAUGAUAACAAACAGCAGGAGGAGGCGGCGGCGCUGGAGGGGGGCGGGGCUGCCGGCGCCAUGGAGGACAAGGAGAACGACCUGAAGACGGCGCGGUUGUGGCGGGACGCGGCGCUGCGGUCCCGGAAGCUGCGGAGCAACUUACGGCAGCUCACGCUCUGCUCCAAGGACAACGAGGUCGUCUUCCCGGAGGACAUCGCAGAGAUAGAGGUGCUGAACCUGGGCAACAACGCCCUGCAGACGCUGCCAGACGUGCUGGGCUCGAGCCUCAACAACCUGCGCAUCCUGGUGCUGCGCCGCAACAAGUUCACCGCCGUCCCCCGCGGCGUCUUCCAGCUGGGACAGCUGCUGGAGCUGGACAUGAGCCACAACUGCCUCCGGAGCGUCGCCGACGGCGUGGGGCAGCUGAAGAUGCUGAAGAAGCUGAGCGUCAGCCACAACCGGAUCCAGUCUCUGCCGGCUCAGAUCGGAGCGCUCCAGUCCCUGGAGGAACUGGACGUGAGCUUCAACGACCUGCGAGACUUCCCCCGCUCGUUCAGCGGCCUCGCCAAGCUGCGGACGCUGGACGCCGACCACAACAAGCUCAACGCCUUCCCCCCCGAGAUCCUGGCGCUCGGCGAGCUGGAGGAACUCGACUGCUCCGGGAACAAGUUCGAGACGCUGCCGCCGGACAUCGUGAAGCUGCGCAGCCUCAAGAUCCUGUGGCUCAGCAGCCUGCACAUGUCCACGCUGCCGGACGCCUUCUGUCUCCUGACGCAGCUGGAGAGCCUCAUGCUGGACGGGAACGAGCUCGCCGCGCUGCCCGCCGCCUUCACGCAGCUCCAGAGGCUCAAGAUGCUCAACCUGUCCUCCAACGAGUUUGAAAUCUUCCCCGAGGCUAUUCUCGGCAUCGGGGGGUUGGAGGAGAUUUACCUCAGCAGGAAUAAGCUGACUCACGUCCCAGAGGAGGUGGGGAAGCUGCGGAAGCUCGCCAACCUCUGGCUGGACAACAACCGCAUCACCUAUCUGCCCGACGCCAUCGUGCAGCUGGACAGGUUGGAGGAACUCGUCCUGCAGGGGAACCAAAUCGCCAUUCUCCCGGAUAACUUUGGGAAGCUGUGCCGGGUGAGCAUCUGGAAGGUGAAGGACAACCCUCUGAUCCAGCCGCCCUACGAGGUGUGCAUGAAGGGCAUCCCGUACAUCGCCGCGUACCAGAAGGAGCUGGCGCACUCGCAGCUCGCCGUCAAGCCGCGCCUCAAACUGGUCCUGAUGGGGACGCAGAACGCCGGGAAGACCCGGCUCCGGCAGAGUCUGGUGGGCGCUCAGACGGACGUCAAAGACUCGCCGGGAAGCGACGGAAUCGAAGUGACGGACUGGGUGGCGGACGCAGAUCGCCGCCUCACGUUCCUCGUGUACGAUUUGUCCGGGAAACAAAACUAUGAGCUCAUCCAACCGUUCUUCCUCUCCCCCGGCGCUCUCUACGUGCUCGUCAUCAAUCUGAAGGCAUACGCGCCCGGGAGGUUCUACGCCCACGCCGGGUAUUUCCUCCACCUGCUGGGCGCCAGGGUCCCCGGCGCGGUGGUGUGCGUGGUGGGAACGCACGCCGACCUGUGCAGCCCGGUGGAGGUGGAGGAGAAGAGUCUGGACAUCCACCGGCGGAUCGGCCUGCAGGAGCGCAGCGACGUGCAGACGCUGGGGAGCGAGGCGCUGCAGGUGGAGCGGGCGCUGCAGCAGGGGUACGACGGGCGCUCCUCCAGCCCGCACCAGCUCUUCUACGGAGUCUCGGACCCAAACCUGCGGCGCAGGAAGUCCCAGCUGCAGUUCCUGCUGAACCAGCGGCUGCAGAUCCUGUCGCCGGUGCUGUGUGUCAGCUGCAGCCGCGGCCAGACGGGCGUCCAGCGUCUCAGGGAUAAGCUGACGGCGGUCGCCGACCACCGGGACAUCUUCCCAAACCUGCACCGCGUGCUGCCCCGGUCCUGGCAGGUGUUGGAGGAGCUGCACGCCAACCCGGCGGGGGGGGGGGCCUGGCUGUCGUGGUGGGACUCGGCCCGGCUGGGCCUGCAGGCGGGGCUCACCGAGGACCGGCUCCACGCCGCCCUGUCCUACCUGCACCAGACCGGGACGCUGCUCUACUUCGAGGACAGCCCCACGCUGAGAGAGUACGUCUUCCACAACCUGCCGCGCUUCAUCGCCGUCCUCAACGUCUUCUUCCAGAGAGACGCGUCCACGCUGGUGCGCCGCCUGCUGGCCGAGGGACGCAGGGGCGACGGCGGCCACGGGGGGGUGUUGACGGAGGACGAGAAGGGGGCGGAGCUUGGGGAGACGCAGCUGCGGCACCACGUGGACGGGUUCCUGCAGCACGGCCUGCUGCCCUCCAACGUGAUUGGCCUGCUGCUGCGCCCCCUCGUCCAAUCACAGCCGGACUUGCAGGUCGUCAUGGAGCUGCUGGAGAAGAUGGGCGUCUGCUACGCCGUCAACAAGCCGCGCAGCAAGCCGCUCAACGGCGCCACCGCCAGUCCCACGGCGUGGUACAAGUUCCCCAGCUACGUCAGCAGCGAGGAUGCGGCGGCGGUGUCCGCGGCGUGUAGCGGCGGCGGCGGG
Etheostoma cragini (Arkansas darter) is the source of this 3083-nucleotide messenger RNA. It is a transcript of the gene mfhas1, whose product is annotated as malignant fibrous histiocytoma amplified sequence 1. The record is from RefSeq and is a predicted model, not a curated record. Gene Ontology annotation, molecular function: protein binding. The transcript is spliced from 7 exons. NCBI's taxonomy places the organism in Eukaryota, Metazoa, Chordata, Actinopteri, Perciformes, Percidae. The annotation marks the transcript as partial.